AUCAUAGAUUAUUAAAGUAAGGUAACAUUACACUCUUUGUGGAUAGAUUGAAGUUUGUUUUGCAGAAGCAUCUUUUGGAGACACCUCUGCGGUUUUAGUUCACUUUAGCCUCGUUAUGGACAGGCUGAAUUUAGAAUAAUGCUGGGAAGUACAAUUAUAAACCAUCGACAACAUGUUGGACUGCAGAAGCUCUCAGCGCUGGCAGGAAUCACACAUUCCUCUCUGGGCCCCAAUAAAAAGUACAAGUUUAUCCAAGAUGACACGAGUGGGGAGUCAACUCUUGUGUGCUCGUGUUUUCGCAUUUUUGAGAACCUGGAGCUCACCUGCGCUGUGGGUCAGCUGGUUUACGAGACUAUUCAAGCCCACCAGAAGGUCUAUCAUACAGGGUCGGGAUGCCUGCUGUUUCUCGCAGGAGCGUGGAGCCGUGCUGCUCUGGAGUGCCUUCAGAGAGGAAUUUCAGUAGCACACAUCAUCUCAGCUAUGUCUGAAGGGAUGGAAAUAUGCUUGGAUGUUUGCAGGAAAUGCAACAUCUCUACUGAGGGUCUUGGUGUGGAGCAAUCAGAGAACUGCACUGCGACAUCUAAUGCUGUAGGACUUCAACUGUCAAAGAAACCCAUUGUGGAGGUUUCUCAGGCAUCGUGCUACCUACAAGGGACAGCAAACGAUGGCCACAAGACUCUAAACACCAUUGGACAAAGGAAAAUAAAGCUCAGCAGACAUUUUUGUGAAGCCAAGUCUGAAAAUGUCUCCACAGUACUGCAACCUCAUCAGCCUAAGCUUCCUGACAUUGCACACCUUGCUGAGGGAUUGAGUCACGGUUGUGUCGAUGCAAUGAAUUUAGUAGUCAAAGCCAGCCAAAUACAGUCAAAAAAUAAUCAGCAAGAUAUCAGCUGUUUCAUGUUUGAUGUUACUAAAGUGGUGACUUGUGUGCUACCUGGUUUACCAGAGGACCAUGCGUGCGUUUUACCAGGUUGCAUUGUCGUCUUAUCUGCUGAACAGGCUUCAGUUGCACAUCACUUAAAAGAACAGCACUUGAACGUUGCUCUAAUUAAUGGCGAUUUAUCAGAUACCUAUCGCCAUCUUGGCUUUAAUAGGCCAACGGGUGUACAGUGUGUGAGUAACCAGUCAAAUUUGUCAAGUUCAAGCAAAGAGCAAGAGUGGAUGGAAAAGGUUGUGACACUUCUAUUAAACCUGGACGUGAACCUGAUACUAGUCAGUGGGCUUGUUAGUGAGAAAGUGAUUCAACACUGUUGUAGACAUCAUAUACUUGUGGUGGAAAAAGUGAAGGCUUCGGUUUUGAAGGCAUUCGCUAAUGCAACAGGAGCUGUUCCUGUGACUUAUGCCACACAGUUAAGUAAGCACUGUGUUGGCACAGGGGUGAAGGUUGUGAUAUGGAGGGACCUCAGCAGCCAUGAGAGGAAGCCUUUAACAACUGUGAAUAUUUCCACUGGUGGUAACAGCGAGUUGGUCACAGUAAUCCUCACAAGCUGUCUAACUGGCAAGCUGCAGGCUCUGGAGGACCAGUUUUGGACAUGUGCUUAUCGUUUACACCACGUUCUGAAAGACAAAGUCCUCCUGCCUGGUGCUGGAGUGACGGAAAUGCUUUGUGUUCAUCGCCUUCAAAAGCAAGCGGAGCACCAUGUCAAGCAUCAUGGAGAGAGGAAUGGGGACUCGGUCCAACAUACCAAAGCAGGAACAGCAGCUAACCCUUACAGGGGUGUAGUCUUGCACCUCUUGGCAGAUGGUUUAAUAGAUUACAUAUCCACUGUAGUGGUUAACACUGGAAGGUUUUCGAAAGUCAGAGCUAGGACUGCAGUGAGCCAACAACUGCAGGAAUAUAACGAAAGUCUAGGUAUUGCUGCAAAAGUUUCACAACUUUUCUUGGAAGGUGAACAAGGGGAUAGUGCAUUUCCCCCCCCCAUGAAGACCAGUGAAGCCCCAGCAGUAAAGAUCUAUGAUAAUCUGAGUGUGAAGCAGGAAGCAUGGAGGAAAGCCUUGGAUCUGGUUUUCCUGGUCUUACAGGCUGAUGCAGAGGUCAUCACAGGCAUUGACCAAAAAACUGAUGGUGCACAGGAAAACCUGAUGCUGUUGUGACUUUCAUGCAGAAUCUUGGGGAAGUAUUUGACUGUAUACAACUUUCUGAAUGUUUUUUUGUUGUUUGUUUUUGUUGUUUUAUUUAGACUGCAAAAAUGUGUUUGAAAUAUGAAAUUAAAUUUUUGAUUGGUACAAAGUGAAAGUAGAAUGAAGUGUAUUUAUAUUCUUUAUUUUCUUGUCAUCAAUAAAUAGUCAAAGGACAAUAUACAAAAAAAUCAUUAUAGUGAAGCAAAGCUACCCAUUUGCUACCACUCGGGGGCGACACCGUAGUCUAUUUGACUGUCUCAUCCAAACUGAUGCAGGUAAAUAUGACAGAAGAAUUGGCCUACAGUCUGAUAUUGCCAAUGAAUGGAGUGCAAUGGUGACAGUUGAAUGAAAUGAUGAUGCAUGUAUCUGAUUGACUCUUUUAACCUUUGCCAUCCUGACCUCCAGGUAAUGGUGAGCCGUGACAAAUGAGAACAGUGUCUUAAAAAAACACACAUGAAGUACAGUCAGUAGUAAUGAUAUAUUUCCAUAUUUUUAAUGUAUUAAACUUUUCAUCCUAAUCAUUAUUUUAUGUUUUGAAGGUGCUGCAUACUAUUCUCAUAGGAAAUACCCUAAAAUUCAGUUUAUUUUUAUUAUUAACCAAGCCUGACUUAGCUGACAGUACUUGUACAUGGCCUUGUACACACCUUGUCUUCGUGCUCAGUGCAGCCAGGGAAAACAAAUGGUACAUGUCCAAAACCACAAUUAAAUUUCCCUGUCAUGGAGCAUGGGAGGAA
Messenger RNA from Siniperca chuatsi (mandarin fish), 2855 nucleotides. It is a transcript of the gene bbs12, whose product is annotated as Bardet-Biedl syndrome 12. Bases 139 to 2094 code for a protein of 651 amino acids. The transcript is spliced from 2 exons. Gene Ontology annotation, molecular function: ATP binding. Lineage: Eukaryota; Metazoa; Chordata; Actinopteri; Centrarchiformes; Sinipercidae. Gene Ontology annotation, biological process: chaperone-mediated protein complex assembly; photoreceptor cell maintenance. The record is from RefSeq and is a predicted model, not a curated record.